AUGACUGAUCAUCGAAAGCCCAAGCGAUAUAAAAGUCUUUUCUCAUGGUUUCAAAAAACUGAUACCCCUCCAAGUGGUAGUGAGAGUGGGAGUGUGAGUGAGAAUAGACGUGGGACUGAAAAUUCUGUGCAUGAUGUCCCCAGGGAUGUCCCUUUAGUUUCUUCUAUAUCUAUACCAGUAGAAGAGUGUCGUAGUGAAAGAAUUGAGGUAGGAGGGUUUGAUAUUACAUCUCUUGAGCGUGAUCCAGGAUUACGACGUCCAUGCCAAGGUCGAAAAUUUAAUCACAAGUGGUUUAAAGAUUGGCCUUGGCUUGAGUAUUCUGCACAAAUGGACAAAGCAUAUUGCUUCCCUUGCUUCUUAUUUGAUAGAUAUCCAUCCCACCAUCCAGCAUUCACUGAGCAUGGGUUUCAAGGUUGGAAGAAUAUUAUGUCAAAGCAAUCUGGCAUUCUUAAACACAUGGGAGGUAUAAAUUCACCACAAAAUACUGCCAUGCACAAGUGGGAGACACUAAGAAACCCAACUAAGCAUAUUGAGAGAGUCAUUAGCACACAUUCAUCCCAAGAAGCAGCAAAUCACCGACUUCGGCUUAUUGCUACUAUAGAAUGUGUAAGGUUGUUAGCCAAACAAGGAUGUGCUUUUAGAGGGAAUGAUAAGUCGGCAGAUUCAACUAAUCGUGGAAACUUCGAUGCAAUUUUGAGUUCAUUUGGAAGAAUGAAUCUAGAAGUUCAAAGGGUGUUUGAUAAUGCUCUUGGAAAUGCCAAGUAUACUUCUCCAUUAAUACAGAAACAAAUUGCAAAUAUAUUAGGCAACAAAGUUAGAGAGAAGAUUCGAGAUGAAGUUGGAUCAGCCAAAUUUUGUAUCUUGGUUGAUGAAGUGGUUGAUGCAUCUAGUAAGGAGCAAAUGGCUAUCAUACUUCGAUUUGUUAAUUGUCAUGGGUUUAUUAGAGAAAGGUUUUUCAAAAUUCUUAGUGUUGCAGACACUUGUUCUCAGACUUUAUAUUCUGAGAUAUCUAAAGUCCUUACUCACAAUGAUCUUCAAAUAGAAAAUAUGGGUGGUCAAGGAUAUGAUGGUGCUAGUAACAUGCGGGAUGAAUUUAAUGGUUUACAAGCUUUGUUUCGUGAAAAGUGUCUGUAUGCAUAUUAUGUGCAUUGCUUUGCUCAUCGCUUGCAAUUAGCUUUAAAUGCCGCUGCCAAAGGGGUGGAUGAUAUUUAUACAUUUUUUGAUACAUUAAGCUUCGUUGUGAAUUUUGUAGAUUCUUCUGCAAAGAGACAUUCAGCUUUGAAAGCUACCAGAGAAGAAGAGAUUGCAGAAUUAGUGGCUGCUGGCAAACUUCAAAUAGGUACAGGGGCUAAUCAAGCUUGCACUUUGCAACGAGCAGGGGCAACUCGUUGGGGUUCACAUUUUCGCUCUAUAACAAGUUUGAUUAAUCUAUUUGGAGCUACCCGAACAACUCUUGCAGAACUGGCUGCAAAUGGACCAAAAAAGAUACAAGCAGAAGCAAAGAAUGUGGAUAACUGA
Molecule: messenger RNA, 1518 nt
Organism: Fragaria vesca subsp. vesca
Lineage: Eukaryota; Viridiplantae; Streptophyta; Magnoliopsida; Rosales; Rosaceae
Product: zinc finger MYM-type protein 1-like
Exons: 3
Coding region: 1-1518 (505 amino acids)
Source: RefSeq, a predicted model, not a curated record